AUGUCUACCUCUACUACUCCUCCCGUCGUUGAAGGCGAGGCAGACUUCCACUACCUCGCUGCAGGCAAACCACUCAAAACGUGGUACAGAAUCACGGGAGACUUGACUCCGAGCUCAAUCCCCCUCAUCAUUCUCCAUGGCGGCCCGGGUGUUGGCUCAGAAGCCUACAACGCCUUCGUCGACCUCACAAUCGCACACUCCAUCCCUAUCAUACAAUACGACCAGGUCGGUUGUAAACGCUCCACUCACCUUCAGGACAAAGCCGAGGCUGGUGCAGACUUUUGGAACGAGAAUCUUUUCGUUGCCGAACUAUACUCCCUGAUCAAACAUCUCGGUCUUGAUGGUGAAGGAAGGCAGUACGACGUACUUGGGCACUCGUGGGGAGGGAUGUUCGGGACGACGUUUGUUGCUGGGAGACCGAAGGGGUUGAGGAAGUACAUUAUCAUGUCGUCAGCGGGAUCGAUCGACCUCUGGGUGGAGGCGCAGAACAAGUUGAGGAGGACUUUACCGAAGGAGGUGCAGGAUGUGAUGGAUAGAUGCGAGAAGGAUGGGACGACGGAGAGUGAUGAGUACCAGGGCGCUAUGCUCGAGUACUAUUCUAGAUUCAUGUGCCGUCUCGAUCCUGUUCCUGAGGAGAUCAUGGACGGGCUCGGUGAGCUUGGAAAGGACCCGACGACUUACUCGGUGAUGUGGGGUCCCUCCGAGUUCUUCGUCACCGGAACGUUGAAGAAUUGGUCUGCGCUCGACUAUAUCCACAAAAUCAACGUUCCCGUGUUGCUACUCAACGGACGUUACGAUGAAGGACAAGACAGCUGUAUGGUAUCGUUCUUCGAUAGAUUGGAUAAGGUCAAGUGGGUUCAGUUCGCAGAAUCUGCUCAUAUGGCUCAUUACGAGGAAAGGGAGAGAUACAUGAAGGUUGUCGCCGAUUUUUUGGUUGAUUGAGGAGGACGAAAAUUUCUCUGAGCGCAUUACAUAUUUUCCUUCUUGUACUAAGGACUCGUAGCCACUGAAUCGAUAUGAUUCGGUUUCGGUGUCUAGAGGACCGGUAAACGACUGUACCUUGAGCCACACGCCACAAUCGAUUUAUCAGUGGCGUACAGACUCC
Messenger RNA from Stereum hirsutum FP-91666 SS1, 1105 nucleotides. Its product is annotated as proline-specific peptidase. Gene Ontology annotation, molecular function: peptidase activity. Gene Ontology annotation, biological process: proteolysis. The coding region runs from base 1 to 942 and encodes 313 amino acids. NCBI's taxonomy places the organism in Eukaryota, Fungi, Basidiomycota, Agaricomycetes, Russulales, Stereaceae. The transcript has 2 exons. The record is from RefSeq and is a predicted model, not a curated record.